Messenger RNA from Ilex paraguariensis (yerba mate), 2083 nucleotides. The record is from the annotation of a GenBank genome assembly. NCBI's taxonomy places the organism in Eukaryota, Viridiplantae, Streptophyta, Magnoliopsida, Aquifoliales, Aquifoliaceae.
AUCAUUUCUAUGCAUUCGCACAUACAUGCAGUCCUAACUCGUCAGUCAACAAGGCUUACUACCCACAAAAGGUUAUAGUUUUACUUUGGGGUGUGUGUGUGUGGGGCUAAGGCGUUUAGCCAGAAAUGGGGAGGGCACCGUGUUGUGAGAAGGUGGGUCUGAAGAGGGGAAGGUGGACAGCUGAGGAAGAUAAGAUAUUGACCAACUACAUUCAAGCUAAUGGAGAAGGGUCAUGGAGAUCAUUACCCAAGAAUGCUGGGCUAUUGAGGUGUGGGAAAAGCUGCAGACUGAGAUGGAUUAACUACUUAAGAUCCGACUUGAAGAGAGGCAACAUAUCUGCUGAAGAGGAAGAAAUCAUCAUCAAGUUGCACGCAUCUUUGGGGAACAGGUCAGUUCAGUAUUCAUACUCUAAUAUGAUAAGAGUACUUUGUUUUUCCAAGAAAAAGAUUACUGGAUUCUAAAUAAUAUAGGAUCCCAAUAGAAAAGUUUAACCAUUAUAAUCACAAUAAUUUUAUUAAAUCAUGUCGCCGUCACACCAAUAAAAAAGUUUAACCGUAAUAAUCAUAAUAAUUCUAUUACACUAUACAAUUAUCGCAUCAUUCGGUCAAAAAAAUUAACUUAUAUUUUUUGCUCCAUAACAGUAAUCCAUAAAAAACAAUCAAUAUCUCUCUUUUUCCUUUUCUGCAGGAAAAAAAAUGAAGGCUUUCAGAAUCAACCCACAAUUAUGUGUCCUUUUUGUACCACUUUUUAAAUUUGAGAAAUGCUAUAAGUAAUUAACUUAAAAUCUAAUUAAUCAGCAAAUUAAUUCACUAAAAUACUCUUCUUUUUUUUUUGACCGUCUCUGUAGUGCUGCAACCGAAAAAGUAACUAAUAAUAUCGUUAGGAAAGAGUUGGAUAGUUGAAUACUUGACAGAUGAAUGGAGAAGCUGUUGGUUGUGUACCUAAUAAAGUGGUUGUUUUUGUCUUUGUGAGAAGGUGGUCUUUGAUUGCGGGUCACUUGCCAGGUAGAACAGACAAUGAGGUCAAGAACUACUGGAACUCUCAUUUGAGCAGAAACAUCAAAACCUUUAAGACGUCCAGAAACCAAACCCUAUCACCAGUCGCCAUGGAUUUAGCAAAAGCAGGCAUGGCAAGAAAUAGAAGAGGUGGCCGAACAAGUCGAUCAGCAAUGAAGAAGAAAACCAACUUCCCUGUCAAAUCUUCUUCGAAGUUAGUGGAGGAACAUAAAGAAAGUAAACCUGUGAACGUUGCUGUUGCAAUUCCACCAACACCAAACUUAGAUAAAGAAGCUUUGGCCUUGUCUAGUGCCCUCUCUUGGCAGGAGGAAAUAGAGAACUUGACUUUGCCCAGUCCUCCUUAUAAGAUUUCUGAAGUGGAAUUGCUGGGUUGUGGUGAGGAGAGAGAAAGCAGCAACUUACUGUUGUGGCCUGGUGAAAAUGAGCAAAAUGAGUUCUUGAGGACAAAUCAUGAAAUGCUGGAUAGCGAGAUGUCGUUUCUUAAUGACAUUGUGGGCAAUGAGGAAAUGGAUCCAAAUGAUGAUGUUGUGGCUUUUAGUGGAAAGAAGGAAGAAAAUAAUGUCAUAGUUACUGAGGAGAGGGAAAGCGGGACCGUGGUGUUCAGUGAAGAUCUUGAGAGUGGUAAUUUAAGCUCAUCAAAUGCAGAGAGCGGUGAGGGCCAGUCUUGUUCGUCAACAAAUUCAUAUAUGAAUGAGGGCAAGCUUGAUUGGGGCUGGGAUUGUGAUGGUGGGUUUCAAGGAAAUGAGCUAUGGUGUGAAACAGAUAGAUUGUUGUCUUGGCUGUGGGAGGCUACUGAUAAUGGGGAACGAGAUUGUAAUAAACAGCUGGGAGAAGAAGAGAUGGAUUCUGAGAAGCAAAAUGCAAUGGUUGCAUGGCUUCUCUCUUAAUUAAACCAUUUUCCCACUCGAAUUUUGUUCUUUUGUAUGUGUAGAAUCUUUAUUAGCUUAGGUAAAUCGAUUCCAUGUAUCUUUAUUUAAGUGGGAAGGGUGUGAAAUUGUGAAUUGAUUAGUUUCUAUGAUGCCAUUGGACACUAAUUUACUUUGGUAUUAUUUCUUCUUUUCUGUUUG